AUGCCUCAUAUCCCUCUCUUCUCCUCUUUCUGGCGCCAAAUAACGACUGUUACUACCAAAUUCAAAUCCAAAAAUUCGAAUUACAAAACCCUCUCUGCACUCCAAUCAUGCAAAUCCACGGAAGAUUUGAAGAAAAUCCACGCCCAACUCAUCAUCACAGGCCAAAUCAAAGACACUUUCAUAGCAACCAAAACGGUGGAAUCCUAUGCCGUUUCCGCCCGAAACAUCGAUUACGCUUUCUGGGUUUUUGUGGGCAUCAAUUAUCCAGAUUCUUAUUCGUGGACAACGAUGAUUAGAGGGUUUGUAGAGGCCAAAAACCCCGAAAAAGCUCUAGAAUUUUAUGGCCUCAUGAGGCAGAGAGGCGUUGAGUUGAAUAAAUUCACUUUUCUUUUCGUGCUUAAGGCUUAUGGGUUGAGGCCCAGUUACCAGGAAGGUAGAAUUGUUCAUGGGAAGCUUGUGAAAGUUGGGUUUUGCUAUGAUGUGUUUACGCGCAAUGCACUGAUUCACAUGUACUUGAAAUGUGGAAGUAUUACUGAUGCACACCUAUUGUUUGAUGAAAUGCCUAACCACAAUGUGGUUACAUGGAAUACAAUGAUAACGGGUUGUUUUGGCUGUGGGGAUACUGAGCGUGCGCGUAGAUUGUUCGGUGAAAUGCCUGAAAGGAAUGUUGGAUCAUGGAAUGCAGUUGUGGGUGGGUAUUCUAAGUUGGGUCACGUUGAUAUCGCAAGAUCAUUGUUUGAUUUGAUGCCGGAGAGAGAUGUAGUGUCAUGGGGUUCCAUGAUUUCGGCCUAUGUUCAGAAUGGUAGGGCUGCAGAAGCGUUAGAACUCUUCAAAGAAAUGAUGCUUGCAGGGGUUAGCGCAGAUAGCAUAAUCAUCACUAGCAUUCUUUCAGCUUGCGCUCAAAUUGGAGCACUGGACAUGGGGAGGUGGAUUCAUGCUUAUAUGAAGAGAAGCAAACUGAGGAACGAUGUUUUCUUGGACACUGCCCUUGUGGACAUGUAUGCCAAAUGUGGGUGCAUCGACACAGCAUUUGGAGUAUUCAACACUAUGCCGCGAAAAAAUUUAUGUUCCUGGAACGCCAUGUUAUCAGGGCUUGCUAUUCAUGGCCAUGGAUUUGCUGCUCUGGAGCUCUUCAAACAAAUGGAAUCCACUGGAGUUGGACCAAACGACAUAACCUUUGUUGCAGUUCUAUCAGCAUGUAGUCACAUAGGAUCAGUCGAGGAGGGGUGGAAGAAAUUCAAUCAGAUGGACAAGGAGUUCAACAUCACUCCAAAGGUUGAACACUAUGGCUGUAUGGUAGAUAUCCUCUGCAGACAGGGGCUCAUAAAUGAGGCUAAAGAGAUGAUCAGAACCAUGCCAUUGGAGCCAAAUGUAGUUAUAUGGGGAGCUUUGCUUAAUGCCUGUAAGGUCCAUGGGUACACCAAUGUUGGUGAGGAUGUGGUGGGAUAUAUUCAGAAACUAGUCUCAGAAGACGGGGGGUGUUACGUGCUUUUAUCAAAUAUAUUUGCAGCUAAAAGUCAGUGGAAUGAAGUUGAGAAGACGAGGAAGAUGAUGAAACAGAUGGGAGUAGAGAAAAAAAUUCCUGGGUACAGCUCUAUAGAAUUGGAUAGUGUGGUUCAUGACUUCUUUGCUGAAGACAGGUUACAUUCUAAAUGGAGGGAAGUGAGUACAGUUAUAGAGAGACUAAACACUCACUUAGAAGUCAAGGGUUAUGAGGCAAAUCCAUCAUUGGUAUUGUACAAUAUAGAUGAGUAG
Molecule: messenger RNA, 1755 nt
Organism: Vitis vinifera (wine grape)
Lineage: Eukaryota; Viridiplantae; Streptophyta; Magnoliopsida; Vitales; Vitaceae
Product: pentatricopeptide repeat-containing protein At1g08070, chloroplastic
Exons: 1
Coding region: 1-1755 (584 amino acids)
Biological process (GO): RNA modification
Molecular function (GO): RNA binding; protein binding
Source: RefSeq, a predicted model, not a curated record